This is a messenger RNA of Abrus precatorius (Indian licorice), 1471 nucleotides long. Its product is annotated as LRR repeats and ubiquitin-like domain-containing protein At2g30105. Gene Ontology annotation, molecular function: protein binding. Bases 158 to 1264 code for a protein of 368 amino acids. The record is from RefSeq and is a predicted model, not a curated record. The transcript is spliced from 10 exons. NCBI's taxonomy places the organism in Eukaryota, Viridiplantae, Streptophyta, Magnoliopsida, Fabales, Fabaceae.
CUGGCAUUACUGAUGCAAAAUCUAUUGUUAUUUGAAUCCUUCCAAAACCAACUACGAUAGAGUGUGUUGUGUGAUGUUCUGUUCCUAACUUCGUAAUACAUGGUCUUCCUCGAAUACUCACAACAGGCUUCGUUUCAAUAUCAUAGGAAACGCUGAAAUGGAACACAAUUCGGAUGCCACCAUAACGAUCAGCGUCAAGUUCAGUGGUGGCUCUAUACCCAUCUCAAUCUCACCCAAUUCAACUAUCAAAGAUCUCAAAUCCCUUCUUCUACCUGCCACCAAUGUUCUUCCACGGGGCCAGAAACUCAUUUUCAAAGGAAAGGUUUUGGAAGACCCCAUGACGUUGACCGCAUCCAAUUUGACUAAUGGGUCCAAACUCAUGCUUGUGGCUUCCCAAGGUUUACAUCAAGGGGAUGGUCCCGUCUUGAAAAACGCACAGGUUGUCCCCAGACUGAGGAAAGAUAGCCACCCAGACUCUAGCAAUGACAUGAAGAAAUUUCCUGUUAAGAACAGAUUGGAACGGUGGAAAGCAACAGGAGUUAUAGCACUGUCUGAAUGCAACUUGGAGGCCGUACCUAAUGAAGUGUGGGUUUGUGGACGUUCUGCAAGAGUUCUAGAUUGCAACAACAAUUUGAUUAAAAAUGUCCCUAUAGAAAUUACUCGUCUUACUGGUCUAGAGAAACUAUUCAUUAAUGCAAAUGACAUAGUGGAUGAAUCAAUUAGCUGGGAAGGACUAACAACUCUGAAGUUCCUUACUGUAUUAUCAUUGAACCAUAAUAAUUUAACUACUUUGCCAUCUGCACUAGGACCUCUAACCUCUUUAAGGGAGCUGCAUGUCUCCAAUAAUAAAUUGGGUGGCCUUCCUAAUGAAAUACGUCAUUUGACACAAUUAGAAGUUUUGCGCGCCAACAAUAAUAGGAUGAGUACCAUCAGUGAAUUUAUAGGGAACUGCCAUUCUCUUGUUGAGGUUGAUUUCUCAUCGAAUUUUCUGUCAGAAUUGCCAGAGACAUUUAGCAGUUUGAGCAAUUUGAAGGCAUUGUAUCUUAGUAACAAUGGGAUGAAGUCUCUUCCAUCUAAACUAUUCAAGACCUGCCUUCAGCUUUCCACUUUGGAUCUCCAUAACACACAAAUAACAAUCGAUCUCCUUCGCCAGUUUGAAGGGUGGGACAAUUUCGAUGAGCGCCGGCGUUCUAAACAUCAGAAACAACUGGAUUUCCGGGUUGGAGUUGCAAAAGAUUUUGAUGAAGGUGCUGAUAAAAACUAAAUAGAAAUGAGUUUGAUCAUAAUUAAUGCUUUUCAGAUAAUCUUCAUGAAGUUCAUAUCCAAAAUUGAUGGCAGUGCUUACCUUGCCUAUGGUGGCAAACUGAAUUUGUGAUAUGACUUUGUUCUACAGAGAUUUCCUUUAAGUGAUUGAUAAAUACAAUUUAGUUAUCCUAAAACUGUGAUUAUUAUUAUUAUUAUUAUUAUUGUG